CUCUAAAACUCAACUAGUUCAAAGGGUCACUCACUAUCCCCCACAUAUAUAUAACCACACAAACCAAAGCUUCAGUUCCAUCCAAGAUUCAUCCUAUAAGCUCUUAACCAAACCAAGCUUAAGUAGCUUCAAAGAAUCACCCUAUAAGCUUGAAAUGGCAAGGAAAAGAAAGGUUUCUGAAGUGGUGGAUGAGAGAAACCUAUCUGAGGGUACCAUGGCCUGGGAUGAGAUGUUAAAGCAAGCUGCAGAACUUGGAGGAGCAAGGAAAACCCGAAAGCGAUUCGUUGGGGUGAGGCAAAGGCCAUCUGGUAGAUGGGUUGCUGAGAUAAAAGACACCAUUCAGAAGAUAAGAGUAUGGUUGGGAACUUUUGACACAGCUGAAGAAGCUGCAAGAGCCUAUGAUGAGGCUGCUUGCUUGCUUCGCGGCGCGAAUACAAGGACAAACUUCUGGCCUUGCUCCCAAUCUUCCUCAACUCCAGCACUUUCUUCAAAGAUCACCAAUCUCCUUCUCCAAAGGCUUAAAGAAAGAAACAACUCUUUCUCUUCUUCUUCCUCCAUGUCUCUUCCUACCAACCUCCAACAAAUGCAACAAGUAGAUGCAUAUGGAGCAGGAUCAUCAACACAAUUUUCAAUUGACCAAUUCACUGAUUUCCUCAAUGAUCCGGAACCAGAAGAUUAUAGCUCAAGCAACCACACUUUCACCAAAAACAGUGCUGAAAUUGAUUACAUUGCUAGUGGUUUCGAGUCAUGCUUAACUGAAAAGGAUAGCUUCAAAGGGGUAGAAAUGGACAUGGAAUAUAAAUCCAGCAAUGUGACACAAACUUCAAGCAAUGACAGCAAUUCAGGAGUGGAAAGAGAGGAAGAAAGUGAAGAAGAAAGUGUCCAAGGGACUAAUUUGGAUGUCCCAGAUUUUCGAUUUCUCGACACAGUUCCUCCACCAAGCUACUACUCUCCCUUUGAGAUUGCUGAAGGGAUGGAGGAGCCAGCAGAGGAAGCAGAGAACUAUGCUGAUGAGCCUUCAAUGCUUAGAGCUGUGAUGAAGAGGAUGAAAUAUGAGAGGAAAUUCUCAGCUUCUCUCUAUGCCUUCAACGGGAUACCUGAGUGCUUGAAGUUCACACUAGAAUCAGGGAACAUGAAGGGGAAAGGACUAAUGGCUGAUCAAUUAGCCAGCCUCCAAACAGCUUGCAGAAAAAGCAAACUUGAGAAGAAGAAUGUGGAGGAGAAAGAGUACAUGAUGGCAGCAAGGGAUAAUGGGAAAGAGGAAGAAAACCAUCAUCAAACAUCAAUUUACAUGGAUUCCUCUUCUUCAUCUAGUGUUGAUGAAGAACUGUUGCUCUGGAAUUCACUUGAUCUUUCUCCUAUUUGCUUUGUUAACUUGCUGGAAAAUGGUUCAUUCAAUUAGUAAUAUCAUUCAUUUCCUUAACUAUAUGUAUUAUAAUCUCAAAGCAAUAUAUAUUUUGUAACACCUAAUUUGGUACUAAUGAAAUAAUGUUUUCUUAUUUCA
Molecule: messenger RNA, 1504 nt
Organism: Lotus japonicus
Lineage: Eukaryota; Viridiplantae; Streptophyta; Magnoliopsida; Fabales; Fabaceae
Product: ethylene-responsive transcription factor ERN2-like
Exons: 1
Coding region: 155-1402 (415 amino acids)
Biological process (GO): regulation of DNA-templated transcription
Molecular function (GO): DNA binding; DNA-binding transcription factor activity
Source: RefSeq, a predicted model, not a curated record